GAAAGCAAGGGGUGGGACGAUCGCGGGAGUAUGCAAUGGCGACGACGACUGGGGAGGUCGAUAACGACUUCGGAACCUUCGGCGCGGAUGACGAGGGGGAGGUUGAGGGUGGAGGUGGAGAUGAGGGAGAUUUUGGCGACGACGGGAUGGAGGAGGAGGAGGAGGAGGAGGAGGAUGAAGGUGGAGUUGGGCGUGGGCUACCGGGUGCAGAGGGUGAAGCUGAAACGGGAGAUGCGACGGCGGACGAGGUGGCGACUAAGCGGUGAGUAGAGCCAAACGUUUCCGGCCGGGAUGAUGGGUAUCCUAGUCCCCCGCCUCCACCUCACACUCCUCACACUCACCUCCCCAACCCCACCCGCCCCAACAACCUCCCCAACCCCAACCCACUACCUCCUCCGCACAGAACUCGGCAUCCUAAGCGGCUCCAAAAAAAAAUUCAGCAUCGCCUCCAGCGCCACAUUCUCCCACCUCUUCCUCGACGUCGCGCGUGAUUCCAGUGGGAAGGUGGUGGGGUGUGAGUUGAAUGGUGCGAGUAGGGGCACGGAUGUGAGUCCCGCGGGGAGGCUGUCUCCGCUUGUGAAGGAGUGGGGGGUUAGGGUUGUGAUUUGGAAGAAAACGGUUGGAUCAUUCAAAACCCGCGGCUAUGGAACCGAGAUGGCGCAUUUCACGCUCGUCCGGCACGAUAACGGGACUUAUGGUGUCAUCCCGGCUCUGCACACUGGGGAUGACGACGCUCAACAGCCACCAGAGGAACGCCCAGCUGCAAGACCGUUGGGACCGCAGGAGUUUCGUGUGCGGAUCAAGGGGGGGUGUAACCCGGUGCCGAGGAAGGGGGAGGAGAGGCCGUUGUUUGGGGGUGUGUGUGGGUUGGAUGUGGAGGUGGAGUGGGAGGAGGUUAGGGUGCCAGUUGGGGUUGAGGAGGAUGGGGAGGUGGAGUUGGAAGGUAGAAAUGAGGAAGCGAUGGAUGUGGAUGGGGACGAAUUUCACGAGGUGGAAGAGGAGGUGGAAGAGGAGAUGAUUGAUUAUGAGAUCCAUCAGCAUGGGAUCGAAGAUGAAGGCGGGGACGCGGAUAUCGACAACUACAUUGAAAACGAGGUCGAUGGGACGCAAGGCCCUACGCGGGUGUUGGUGGUGGGCUCACCGAGAGCGUUGCGAAGGGCUGCUCGGAAGCGGUCCAUCUCCUCACUAAGGGAGGAAAAGGAGGGUCCGCCAAGCCGAAACCUACGGCCGCGAACUUCCGCAAGUGUUGGUAUCUGUACGAAUGUGGAGAAAUUCGAGGACCAUGAGCAAUCUCAACCACAUCGAAAUCUACGGCCUCGAACUUCUGCUGGGAGUGGUAUCUGCAAGGAGCCUGGUCCGUUGAUUGUGGAUGAGGAAGGGUUCGUGGAAGAUGAGGAAAUCAUAGAGAUCGUCGAAGCCCAACCCGACCGCCGACGCCGCUCAGUAGCCCGCUCCGUGACGAACGAUCCCGAACCCACACCCCAACGGACCCUCCGCCCGCGCUCAUCCUCGGCGAUCACGGUGGAUACGAAAGACGGGAUUGUGGAACUGGAAGCGGGGCGACACCGGGAGAGGGUGAAUACUGAGAGGGCGAACGAGGAGAAGAUGGCGGCGUAUGAUGUUGGGACAGUGCUUGAUUAUAGUCGGGGGUAUCAUACUGCGACGAAUUUGCCGAUCUUGGGCGGGGAUGAGGAGGGGUAUGAUAGUGACGAUCACAUGAACAUGGACUUCAUGCUAGCCACCCAGGGCCAGAACCUCGACCGCCUUGCACCCACCCUCCCAUUCACCCGCCGCGCCCUCUAUCUCGCAUGGAACAAGCACUGUUUAAGGGAUAACCCGCUCGGGUCGUGUCAUUUUGGGAAGUCUAUGUUGAGAUUUGUGAAAUCUCUGCAACACUCGCACCACCUCUUCACGCACACGGACCUCGUCGAGCUGGUGUACGCGUUCAAGUGCGCGGAUUUGAUGAGUGCGGAUGAGAUUUAUAGAUGUUUGAGGGUGGCGAAGAGGAUGCGGAGGGAGGCUGGGGCGGUCUCUCCGGGGUGAGGUGGGGAGGUGGGUUGUGGGUGAGGCAGAUAUACACUGGGCGUUCUAGGCGGGUCUAAGAGGGGGUCUCACAUUUUUGGGAAGGUUGUUUAUGCGGCGUAGUGUUGGGUGGAGGGUCAUGAGCUUAUCGGUUGCUGUGCGUGCCAUUGCGACGAUGCAUAAUAAUACUUAGCACGUCCAUAUGGUACUCAAGAUAGCGAUACUGUAUGUGCGGGCUGGCGGCUGUCGGCUGUGAUGCAUGUC
Messenger RNA from Fimicolochytrium jonesii, 2286 nucleotides. RefSeq lists its product as uncharacterized. NCBI's taxonomy places the organism in Eukaryota, Fungi, Chytridiomycota, Chytridiomycetes, Spizellomycetales, Powellomycetaceae. The transcript has 6 exons. The record is from RefSeq and is a predicted model, not a curated record. Bases 292 to 2043 code for a protein of 583 amino acids.